AUGUACCAAUGGCUGUGGGCUCUCGCACUCUCGGCGCUGAUCUAUCUGAUCUUCAAAAUCAACGAGUUUAGAAAGCGUUUCGUCCGAUGGGGCGUGCCUGGUCCAGUGGAGGUGCCGUUCCUCGGGAUCUUCGGCGAGGCCUACUUCACCGGCGAGCACUUCACCUCCGUCCUGACGCGCCUCUACAAUUACGACAAGCGGGCCAAGUACGUGGGCUGCCACUUCUUCACGAAGCCGCACGUGAUUCCGCGUGACCUCGACCUCAUCAAGAGCAUACUCGUGAAGAACUUCGACCACUUCGCCGACCAGGAGUUCACCAUCGAGGAGGCGACGGAUCCGCUCUACGCGAAGAACGUCUUUCACGUCAACGGCGACAAGUGGAAGGAGGCGCGCACCGUGCUGCUGCCGUUCUUCACGUCGAGCCGGAUGCGCUCGAUGCACGGGGCGAUCGAUCGCGUGGCCGAGCGAUUCACCGCGACGUUCAUCGAGCAGUACACCGCCAGGGACGCGAUCGACUCGAGAGACAUUUUCGCUCGAUACAUAUGCGACGUGAUCGCCAGCUGCGCCUUUGGACUGGAGGUGGACAGCUUGAAGAACCCGGCCAAUGAGUUUUACUUCCACGGCACCAACUCCGUGGUGAAUAUCGGACGACUGAGGUUCGCCACUUUUCUCACGCGAAUAUUCCCGAAGCUCGGCAGCUUUUUCAACAUCACGAUGGUGCCCGUCGAGACGAGCGAGUACUUCGUCUCCCUGAUCAAGAGUAUCAUCGAGGCCCGACGCAGAGACAACGCGUCCCGGCCGGACGCGCUCCAGCUGCUCAUCGACGCCCAGGCGAGCGGCAAAAAUUGGGACAUCUACGACAUCGCGGCGCAGGCUUACGUGUUCUUCAUGGGCGGCCUCGACAGCUCGUCGACGCAGAUGUGCUGGCUGGCCCACGAGCUGGCCCUGAAUCCCCGCGUGCAGGCCAAGCUGCAGCGAGAGAUCGACGCCAGACUGCGAGAGAGCAACGGCGAGAUUGGCGUGGAAACGAUCGGCAACAUGCCCUACUUCGACGCGACGUUCUACGAGGCGCUGAGGAUGCAUCCGUUUCCGAUUCUCAUCAGGGAGUGCUCGAAGGAGUUCGAGCUGCCGCCGGCGCUGCCGGGCUCGCGGCCCUUCCUCGUCCGGCCCGAGCACAGCAUCAAGUUUUACGUGCCGGCUUAUCCGAUCAUGCGCGAUCCCGAGCACUUCGAGCGUCCGGACGUCUUCGACCCGGAGCGAUUCGUCGAGAACAAAAUCAAGACGGACGUGACGAAUCUGGGCUUCGGCCUCGGCCCAAGGAUGUGCAUCGGCAAUCGUUUCGCCCUGCAGCAGACCAAGAUCCUCUUCACCCGCAUACUGUCCAGGUGCAGCUUCGUGCCGUCGCCCAAGACCUGCGUGCCGACGGCUUACGACAAGUCCAAUUACAUACCCUCGGCUGCCGGUGGCUUCUGGAUCAAGCUGCAACCGAGAUCUCAAAUUACGUAAUUAUUUUCAUGGAGUGACGAAACUGAAAAUGUAAAUACGUGUC
Trichogramma pretiosum is the source of this 1549-nucleotide messenger RNA. RefSeq names its product cytochrome P450 9e2-like. The transcript has a single exon. The coding region runs from base 1 to 1506 and encodes 501 amino acids. The record is from RefSeq and is a predicted model, not a curated record. Gene Ontology annotation, molecular function: heme binding; monooxygenase activity; oxidoreductase activity, acting on paired donors, with incorporation or reduction of molecular oxygen. Lineage: Eukaryota; Metazoa; Arthropoda; Insecta; Hymenoptera; Trichogrammatidae.